This is a messenger RNA of Perognathus longimembris pacificus (Pacific pocket mouse), 355 nucleotides long. RefSeq names its product NADH dehydrogenase [ubiquinone] 1 alpha subcomplex subunit 1-like. The transcript has 2 exons. NCBI's taxonomy places the organism in Eukaryota, Metazoa, Chordata, Mammalia, Rodentia, Heteromyidae. Bases 30 to 242 code for a protein of 70 amino acids. The record is from RefSeq and is a predicted model, not a curated record.
AGGAUUUGGAUCUUAAUAACCGGUCCGGGAUGUGGUUCGAGGCUGUGCCGGGGCUGCUCAUCAUGGGCGUAUGCCUGGUGAUUCCUGGAGUGGCCACUUCUUACAUUCAGAAGUUCUCUAACGGAGGCAAGGAAAAAAGGAUAACCUGCUUUCCUUAUCACUGGGCUAUGAUGGAAAGAGAUCGCCGCAUCUCGGGUGUCAACCGUUACUACGUGUCCAAGGGCUUGGAGAACAUUGAUUAAGGAAGCAGUUUCCUGAUGGAUGCAAAAAUGACUCAGUCACAGUCAUCAGCUCUUGCUAAAAGGUUAUGCAUUAUACUAUGUAAUGCUUAACAAAAAUAAAUCUCAGAAACAUA